AUGAAUACCGAGUUAGAGAUGUUUGGAGAUGUCCUUGACAUUUCAUUUAGUCCAAUACCUUCUCCGAUUUCUCCCUUGCCUCAAUCACCAAAUCCUAUGAUAAGAAAGCCAACCCGUCCAUUUCGUCCAUGUAGUGGGAAGAAAAACCUGUCAAAAUCCAAGCCCCAACCUAAGCAAGAGCCUCCAUCCCAAGUGUCAAAAUCCAAGCCCCAACCUAAGCAAGAGCCUUCAUCCGAGGUACCAAAAUUCAAACCCCAACCAUCAACACCACGUAAACAUCUCCCACUAGACCCGCCAUCAAAUAAAAAWUUUUGUGCUGCUGCUGCUACUGCUGUGCAGCCACAAAAGAAAACCAAGACAAUUUUGGCCAAUGAACCAACCCAGUCUCUCCAGAAGGGGAAAUUAAGUUUUAUCAACAAACCAGGGAAUAACAAACCGAUUCCUGUCGUCACGCCGGAGACAGACAUUAGAGAUUUGCAGGCGCUACGCCCAGCAGGAGUUACCAAGCGCAUACCAAUGCUGGUGUUCCAGAACAACAAACUCCGGUGGAUAAAACUACCGGCAAUUAAACGAUUCACCCCGUUUGAAUAA
Messenger RNA from Tribolium madens (black flour beetle), 591 nucleotides. RefSeq names its product alpha carbonic anhydrase 8-like. Bases 1 to 591 code for a protein of 196 amino acids. NCBI's taxonomy places the organism in Eukaryota, Metazoa, Arthropoda, Insecta, Coleoptera, Tenebrionidae. The transcript has a single exon. The record is from RefSeq and is a predicted model, not a curated record.